UUCACCGGAGGAGGAAGGUAAACCACCGACACUGACUCUCAUGGAGAAAUCCAGAAACUUUCGGAUCGACGCGCUUCUCGCGGUCGACUCGCCCCGGGCGCAGACCUCACCGCUGGCCCUGGUCACCUCUCUGUCCUCCUCCUCCCUCUCCUCCUGCUCCGAGGGACUCACCUCCUCCUCAGCCGCCGAGCACAACACCGGCGCUCCCGACUCGUUACGCACCGAGACGCCAUCCCCGCCGAGGGUUUCCGCCAGCGGGUUGAUCCCGAAGCCCGGGUACCUGAGCGCUCCUCACGCGAUGCUUGGAUUACACCCGCAGAGCUCCGGCCUGCCGCCCCAGGCGCUGUACGGACACCCCAUGUACAGCUACUCCGCUGCCGCCGCGGCGCUGGGGCAGCACCCGGCCCUCUCCUACCCCUACCCGCACCCGCACUCCCACCCGCACCACCCGCACCACCACAGCGACUCCAUCAAACUCACCGCAAGCACCUUCCAGCUGGACCACUGGCUCCGUGUCUCCACCGCGGGCAUGAUGAUGCCCAAGAUGUCCGACUUCAACUCUCAGACGCAGUCCAACCUGCUGGGGAAGUGCAGACGUCCCAGAACGGCGUUCACCAGCCAGCAGCUCCUGGAGCUCGAGCACCAGUUCAAACUCAACAAGUACCUCUCACGACCCAAACGCUUCGAGGUGGCCACGUCCUUGAUGCUGACGGAAACACAGGUCAAGAUCUGGUUCCAGAACCGCCGCAUGAAGUGGAAGAGGAGCAAGAAGGCGAAGGAGCAGGCAGCGCAGGACGCCGACAAGAAGGGCUCCAAACACAGCGGCGCGGAGAAAACGGACUCCAAGAACGGACGCAUCAGGGAUUUCAGGGACAGUGCUGAGGACGACGACGAUGAUGAAGGAGGAGGAGGAGGCGAUGGCGGAGGAGGAGGAGGAGGAGGAGCAAGAGGGACAUUCUUGUACAACUCGUCGGAUUGCUCUUCGGACGACGAGAGUAAUCACACGAGCGACUCGAGACUCCAGCCGUGAACCCGGACCCCCCCCCCCCCCCCCCCCCAAACCCCUAAAAGCUAAAACUGUAGAAACGUUUUUACACCGGAUGCAAUUGCAUGUAACCCGCUGCCUCUGUAAUCCUCUGGAGUAGAGGCCUCUUUGUGUUUGAUGGGACAGUUCGAGGUCGAGGUCGAGGUAGAGGUGGAAGGUUGGAUCUCCACUCCGAGCGCGACCCCGUGCACGGACAGCCGGUUUAAGUUCUGCAAUGUUCACAUAUCAAAUACGGCUUCUCUAAUGUCACCGCAUGGUUAUAACUGGGUAUACUUUGGUUGUAAUGGUUAAGAGGUUAAUAAUCAUCAAUAAUAAUCGAUAUUCAUCCUGUCCGUCUGAUGUUUUAAGAUGUUUCACUUGGAUAAUUGUAAAAUAACGGUAACCUUUAUUUUUGUAUUCUGUAUUUAUAAAAGCUAUACGAGUGCAUGCUAAAUUAUUCUUUGGCGUCUUUGUGGUGCAGACCAAGGGAAAUAAAAUGUUUUAU
Messenger RNA from Gadus morhua (Atlantic cod), 1529 nucleotides. It is a transcript of the gene mnx1, whose product is annotated as motor neuron and pancreas homeobox 1. Gene Ontology annotation, cellular component: nucleus. NCBI's taxonomy places the organism in Eukaryota, Metazoa, Chordata, Actinopteri, Gadiformes, Gadidae. Gene Ontology annotation, biological process: endocrine pancreas development; regulation of DNA-templated transcription; spinal cord motor neuron cell fate specification. The transcript is spliced from 3 exons. The coding region runs from base 41 to 1030 and encodes 329 amino acids. The record is from RefSeq and is a predicted model, not a curated record. Gene Ontology annotation, molecular function: sequence-specific double-stranded DNA binding; DNA-binding transcription factor activity, RNA polymerase II-specific.